GAAUUCAGGCAGUCGUCGAACUAAUCAAGCCUCACACAUAUAGUUACGCGUCAAUGCUUCUCAUGUACCUCCGCCAAAGCUGCGCCAAACUGCCCUUGUAGCUGCUGUGGUUGGUGCAUCGUGUAUCGCCAUCUCCUUGUGGUUGAUAUUAGGGUUGAACAAUAGAAGCAAUAGUCAAGAAAACAAGCAUCGCCGAACCCGUGCGUGAGCUAGCAUCGAGAAGUAUAUAAAGAACGUAGAUUACUUCUUCUGUACUUGAGCUGUGUACAUUCACUUGUCAUCUUUGUCUCCAGAAACUCAAGUCGUUUCUCAUACUUAUAUUCAUAACCUCACCAAACAUGCCCUUGCGUGUCUUGAUCAGUGGGGCGGGCAUCGCUGGACCUGUGUUGGCAUGGCAUCUGUCGAAAAUCGGCGCACGCGUCACCAUCGUGGAGAAGACCCGCUCUCCUCUACCCCAUGGACAGAACAUCGAUAUCAGUGGCAGUGCAAUCACAGUCGUCAAGAAGAUGGAGCUCUUGGAAGAAGUUCGACGUUGUAACACGACAGAAAAAGGUACACAGCUCAUCGACCCGCAAGGGCGCCCAUUCGCAUGCUUUCCCGUCAAAGAGGGGGCCAUCGCCAGUGCCACAUCCGAGUUCGAGAUUCUGCGAGGAGAUCUGGCGGCGAUACUGUACGAAGCUUCAAAAGAUCUUCCGGGGGUUGACUACAAAUUUUGGACUACAGUCGACAAAGUCAUCUCGAAUGAUGACGACUGUGUGAGGGUCAAAUUGAGCAAUGGAGAAGAGCAGGAAUUUGAUCUCGUGGUCGCAGCCGAUGGCCAGUGGUCGAAAGUGAGGAAGCAAUGUUUUACUCCAGAAGAUGUCACCGUAGUCGAUAAAGGCGCGUACGCCGCCUACUUCACCGUUCCGCGACUCCCUAGUGACAACGACUUGUGGAACAUCUACAUAGCUCUCAGGUCAAGGAUCAUCGGCAUACGACCCGAUCCCCACGGCACGUCUAGGGUGAUAUUCACUCUCAUGCCAUGCAACGACCGGCAAAAACAGGAGUGGCAGGAGGCGUCCAGGGGCGACAGAAAGACGCAAGAGGAGCUCAUGAGGCGGGAGUUUGCGGACGCAGGAUGGCAGGCGCACAGGUUUCUGGAUGCCAUGGGCCAAGCCCCAGACUUCUACUUCCAAGCUAUCCAGCAGAUCAAGAUGUCCAAGUGGUCCAACUCCCGUGUUGUCUGCUUGGGAGACGCGGCAUUUGCUCCGACACCGUUCACGGGGAUGGGCACUUCUCUGGCCAUCAUUGGAGCCCACAUUCUGGCAGGCGAACUGAGCAAGCUUGACGAUGGCGAACAUGUGUCCAAGGCGCUUGAGGCGUACGAAAAUACACUGCGUCCAUUUGUCGAAGAAAUCCAGCAGAUACCUGCAUUCAUACCAGGUAUUUUGCAUCCGGGGACAGCAUGGAAGAGAUGGCUGAUACAGUCUUUGAUAUCGACAAUGUCGAGAGUUGUGGCUCUUGCUACGGCGAUCCCAUGGGUGUCCCAAAGGUUCGCAGUGAGUGCCGAAGCGAACGACGACGGUUUCAAACUACCGCCAUUCCCGCGCUUUGACUGAACAGCAAUGAUGACCUGCCUCUGAAAUUAGUUCAUCUUGGUCGCUAGGAUUGAUUAGUAAUGUCAUCAUCUUUAGUCAUGUAUAAAGUUAGAUCAAUGAUAUGUUUCCCUCGAUGUUUGUAAG
Dothidotthia symphoricarpi CBS 119687 is the source of this 1721-nucleotide messenger RNA. Its product is annotated as FAD/NAD(P)-binding domain-containing protein. Lineage: Eukaryota; Fungi; Ascomycota; Dothideomycetes; Pleosporales; Dothidotthiaceae. Gene Ontology annotation, molecular function: FAD binding. The transcript has a single exon. The coding region runs from base 339 to 1598 and encodes 419 amino acids. The record is from RefSeq and is a predicted model, not a curated record.